This is a messenger RNA of Calypte anna (Anna's hummingbird), 1203 nucleotides long. RefSeq names its product lysosomal protein transmembrane 4 beta (gene LAPTM4B). Gene Ontology annotation, cellular component: lysosomal membrane. Bases 126 to 800 code for a protein of 224 amino acids. The record is from RefSeq and is a predicted model, not a curated record. The transcript is spliced from 7 exons. NCBI's taxonomy places the organism in Eukaryota, Metazoa, Chordata, Aves, Apodiformes, Trochilidae.
CUCUCGGUCCCGCCCUCCGGGAGGGGCGGCCCCAUGCCUGGCCCCGGCCCCUGCCUCGGUCCCGCCUCCGCGGAGCGGCGCGGAGAGAAGCGCGGAGAGGCGCGGAACCCUGAGGAGCUGCGGAGAUGUUGAGCUCACCCUGGGCGCGUUUCUACUCCAACAGCUGCUGCCUCUGCUGCCAUGUCCGCACCGGAACCAUCAUCCUCGGCAUCUGGUACCUGAUUAUCAAUUCAGUGGUUUUGCUGAUUCUGCUGAGUGCCCUGACUGAUCCUGACCAGUACCACUUAACCAGUGCUGAACUAGGGGGUGAAUUUGAAUUUAUGGAUGAUGCCAAUAUGUGCAUUGCCACAGCAAUUUCUCUUCUUAUGAUUCUGAUAUGUGCGAUGGCUACAUAUGGUGCAUAUAAGCAACAUGCAGCUUGGAUCAUCCCUUUCUUCUGCUACCAGAUCUUUGACUUUGCUCUCAACACAUUGGUUGCCAUCAGUGUACUUGUCUAUCCCGGCACAAUCCAGGACUACCUACGUCAGCUGCCUGCUAAUUUUCCCUACAAGGAAGAGAUUAUGUCUGUGAACCCUACGUGUCUGGUUGUGAUUAUCCUCCUUUUCAUAAGUAUCAUUUUGGCUUUUAAGGGUUACUUGAUAAGCUGCGUGUGGAACUGUUACCGAUACAUUAACAGCAGAAACAACUCAGAUGUAUUGGUGUACAUUACCACCAAUGACACUGCGGUCUUGCUGCCACCAUAUGAUGAUUCUGCAAAUGGAACUGCUAAAGACCCACCUCCACCUUAUGUGUCAGCAUAAGUGAGAGAGUGCUGUGUACCUAGGGAGGAUAGCUUUACUUUUCAGACAUUGGAGCAAUAGUUUGAUAAUUUCACUUCUGGGAUACAACCUCCGUGGUUAUACUUUGAUGUUUUGCUGACAUAUUGAAACCUAAAUUGUAUGAUUCAAAUUCUGUAGAUAGUUUUAAGAAUUUGCUGCAACUACAGUAGUGUUUCAGAAUCUAGUGAACUUGUUUCAGAACAAUUCUGGAUAGAGCUAAAGUUAUGGUAGUCAUUUAAUAGCUUUUUCCACCAUGUCUGACAUGCAGUGCUAGAGAACAUAGAACUCUGCAUUCUCAACCGGGUUCAGAGUGGAACUUUUUUUUUUUAAUUGAUAAAACAUCCAAAGCAUUACAAAUGUGUUUCUUCUAUACCCACUGUCACCU